This is a messenger RNA of Postia placenta MAD-698-R-SB12, 3204 nucleotides long. RefSeq lists its product as hypothetical. NCBI's taxonomy places the organism in Eukaryota, Fungi, Basidiomycota, Agaricomycetes, Polyporales, Adustoporiaceae. The transcript is spliced from 10 exons. The record is from RefSeq and is a predicted model, not a curated record. The coding region runs from base 1 to 2964 and encodes 987 amino acids.
AUGCCCGGGAAAAAGGACGACUCCGUGUGGUCAUACAAUUUGCGCUCGUAUGACUUCUCAGACGACGACAGCGAUGCAUCUGAGGACGCAGAAGUUACAACAUCCAGGGAGAACCCCUGCUCCGACGACGGCCAGCAUGACCUAGACAUCUCCUCACGGGUCGACACUGCUCAGUACAAGUCGAACCCGUGGUCCAUCGCUAAAGUGAAUGCUGCAUGUCGCAAGAGUGUGCCCGUUCGUUCUACGCCCCAAACUGCCCCUCGCAUUGCCGCGAAAAAGCCGCACAUAGGCAACAAAUCAACUGUCUCCUCUGUAACGCAAAUGUCUAGUACAGCACCUCGCAAACCUAAUCAAAGGAGUCUGGUCAAAAGAAAGCCUCACACACCUGCACAGCGUGUUGUUCCCGCUGUUUCUCUUCUGUCAUCUGUCUUUGGCCCCUCAAGUAAUGCUAUUGCCCCGCAGAAACAGCCUACAUACCCCAUCCUUGCUUUAGAUCCCAGUGCACCCAAUGGCACAUCUGUUGCGAACGAUGACCUUGUGUCGUUACCUAUGGAAAGGCUCGGACAAGAGAGUGCAUCUCAAAUGUUACCUUCUUCUGGUGCCUCGACACCUUGCAAGAGCCAAACGACGUAUGAGCUCUCAGGUGUCCAAACCCCGCAAUUUCAGGCGCAUAUACCACCCGUCUAUACGCUGAACGCUCGCAUUGAUCCUGCUCAAGAAGUCUCUUCCUCAAGUUACGGCUCUGUAUCGGGUCUUCUUCUUCCAGCGAGCUUGUCUGUUUCCACUCCGAAUGGUUUAGUAAUGGACAAGACAUAUCCAUCUCAUUCCCAAUCUCCUUCGGUCCAGUCGCAGGGGGCCAAGAACGACGCACCAAAAGUCUAUCAUCCCCAACAGAUCACGCAUAUACACACUGACGACACACAGAAUACACCGCAUACCCAUGGAGCGAAUCAGCAUGACCUGCUUGAACGGAAAGCGAUUCACUCUGUGCUUGCUUCGAGGGCAGAGCCACAGAGACUCAUCGACAAGUUGCUUCCAGCCACGCCCCAUCGGGAAGGGACCGUGGCGUCGGCCAAACGACCUCAACGAUCCGUACAUGAAGCUUCGUCUUCGCCUAUGUCGAACGGCCACAUUCGUCGGGACGUCAGAAAUAUUGAUAAGGGACCUAAGAUGUCCAUCUCCCCGGUUCACAUGCCCCAUAUCGCGCAGAAAAUGACUCAGUCGUCAUCUCCCUUACGCGGCCCAGACUCCCGUCACGGUGUUUCCCCUACCGUCGCAUCCAUCUCUCACAUCAAUGCUGCGCGGCCCUCCUCCCGCACGUCCCCAGCAGACAUCCCUGCCCCCCGCCGACACAUGGCAAUGGAGACUAUGAUCUCACCUGCACACAAGCGCACAGCCUCUCCCCUCAAUGUCUCCGUUGCCCCGGCCAAACGCGACGCCUAUGCCGCGUUCCCUACGUCGCCCGACGCCGCGUGGUCUACGCUGCCCCCGCCCAAGAAGCCCCGCGUAGCCCCCGCGCCGGCGGGCAAGGUAAGAGAGUCGGGGACCUUCCGGCUGCCGCUGGCGCAUGCGCGCGCGCCCGAGCCUGUAGCGCAGAAGACGCGGGUGGUCACCUACCUGCCCCCGCCACGGAAGGCGCCUUCUCCACACGUCACGACCGGCACGCGCGACGAGGAGGGCAGCAGGUACCCGUCUCCUCCAGGCUCGGAGCUCGACGUCCCGCCGAUGUCGCGUGCGCGUGCGCCCGACGCAGGGCACGACGCCGACAAACACGCACCGGCCGCAAGAUCGGCGCCGUCGCGCCCCCACCCCGCCUCUCGCACAGCUCUACCGUCGCCCCCGCCGUCUGACCCUCCCGAGGCAGCGCCGCCGGCCGCCGAGGACACGCAGCAGGACACGGACGUGCGCGCGCACUUCGACAUGCGGGAUCUCAGACAGAGGUACACGCUCGUUCGGCGGCGCGUCGCGGAGCGCAAGCGACUGUCUGCGGAGGUGUGGCCCCUUUUACAGCUCCCCUCGUGCGGUAUUGUGUACUGCGAUCGACCCCUGUCCGAGUCGUCACAGAAAGGUGAACGCCUAUCUGAAGAGGAGAUGCGCGACGAUCCUCAAGAGCAAUUCACUGAGAUCGCAAUUGUUACGUGGCAGCCGUCCGUGAAAGCACUGGAAGUCAAUGAGCAGAACGUGAAGUAUCGUCGCAAGGGCGCAGCCACCCGAGCGGGACCCAUCGCGCGCCGCACGAGGUCGCUGUCCUUCUCGGGCAGCCGCGGUGCACCGUGUGCACGCGUGCGCGUGCGCGGGCCUUCCCCGCUCCCUGGCUCCGGGCACGCACGCGCCAGGCGGCGGGCCAUCGCGGCUUGCAUAGCAGCCUCCACCUCAGCGUCGGACGGCUUAGCCGGGCGUUCCUCGGGACGGCUCGACACGGUCGACACGGGGCGUGAGGAUGCAUUUGAACUUGCGCGUGUGCGGGAGGCAAUGGGCGGCGUCUUGCGCGGGGGCGUUGAUGGUACAGCUACAGGCGGAGCACCAGACUCAGCGGCUGCACUUCCAGUGGCUGCUUGUUCCGCUGCCCUUUCUGCGGCAGCCUGGGCGCGUGUCAUCGUCGGCUUCUCCACAUAUCGCUCAGGGGCUCGUGACUGGGGCGUGCUAGGCCCAGCUUCAGUUUCAGCCUCGGCUUCAGGAGCGGUCGCCGAUUCCUCGUCCGCGAGGAAUGGAUUGUUUGGGGAGUCGCGUACGGGGAACAAGCCAGGUUUUCGCAGCCGAGAAGGGAUAGGAGCGGGUGGGGGUGUCGGCAAACGCGCUUGCACGCGAGUUCUUGGCUGGCGUCGCGAGGGUGGCGGGGACGCAAGACCGAGUCUUGCGCUUCUUGUUGCCGACGAUCAGUGCGCCGUUGGCAUCAUGGCGGGGGGCAUCGUCAUCGGUGAGAUCGCGUUCAACGAUGAGGCGUUCAUCUUCAUCAGUGUCUGAGUCGGUGACCCGUGAGCGUGCGCGCUUGCGCUUAUGGCGAGUCUGCGGAGGCGUUGGGAGCGACGCCAGAGACUGGGAGCGUUUGACGGGUGCGGGGCGAGAUGGGGGAGCGUCGACGAGAGGCGCGGCGACGGCGGCGGAUGCACGAGUUGUGGGCAUCGGGGAGGGCACUCGUCUUUGCAGGAAAAAAGGACUCUGAGGAAUGUGUGAAAAGGGAGAAGCGAGAAAGAGGAAAGCGAG